GCUAAUUAAAGCAAUAAUACUGUAAGAUGAAUGCGAUAGACCUUCCUUUCUCCUAAUUCCAUCCUUUUACCCCACACUUUAUAGUUAAUGGUACCAUCUAGUGAAAGAAAUCAGGAUUGCAAAACAGCCUCAUCUAACAGCUGCUCACUUCAACAAACAAAACCAACAUGUAAAUUAAGUAAAGGAAGAGUGUGACUUAUUGUUAUGAUUCAAAAUAUCUGACUUGAUUGAUUGAUUUGUUGAUUCAUAUGGAAAAAGUUUAUUUUUUGCAGCAUGUUCAAUCAUCAGGGUUCUCGACCAUCCUGCUCUUCUACUGUAUUGUUGUUGACUUCUUUUAAUAAUGUAUUUAAUGACGUUCACGUUGACUCACUUUACAGCAAAUAAAGAGAAAGUGGAGAGAGGCAUCUACCAGAUAAAACAACACUGUGUCAUUUUUACAUCAGUUUUGUACUAUGCCCUUCAUCUGCAAUCUCUUAUCUCUGCACUUUGAUGUUUGUUUUUGUUUGUUUAAUUUGCCACAAUUAGGCAAUCACUGACAGAUCCCGUGGAGGACAAGAAAAAGACCUGUUUGAUAAAGAGCAGAAUGCUAAAUGUUCCUGCAAAGUGACGUUUAUAAUACUGAUUGAUAUGGAAUAUAGUAUUAUUACAGAAUGUGUAUAGCAUUACAGAGAUAAAUGACAUAUUGUAAAAUGACAAACUGUAAAAUAAAACCAAAAAUGCCACAACAAUUAAAAAAAAAACGUCCAAAAAACAUAUAAUCCACAAGAAAAAUCCCAGUGCUUUCAAUGACUGCUUCUUUGAUAGAAAAGCAAAAAGUCUGAUGGGAGUGCACAAUGCAAAAUACUUUUUCCAGGAAGAGGAGGGGCAGAUGAAGGGAGGGAUAAUGUGUCAUUCCCAAGAAACGAAACUUCACGCUUAAUAGGAAACUUUCUACUGCUCUCUACACCUAGUUUCCACAGACAGCUCUGCAGACAUGGCCUCAGCCAGCAGUCUCCUGUGUGAAGAACAACUUCUGUGUUCAAUCUGUCUAUGUGCGUUCACUGAGCCUGUCUCUACUCCAUGCGGACACAACUACUGCAAGUCUUGUAUCACAGGGUACUGGGCCACCAGUAACGUGGCACAGUGUCCACUCUGUAAGAAGAAGUUCCGCAGAAGACCACAGCUUCAGGUCAACACAGAGUUCAGAGAUAUGGUGGAGCAUUUCAACAAUAUGAGGGUGAGGGGUGCAGAUGAGAGCCUUGCCCAACAAGGGGAGGUGCCCUGUGACGUCUGCCUUGGGCUAAAGCUCAAGGCCCAGAAGACGUGUCUGGUGUGUUUGGCCUCGUACUGCCAGUCUCACCUGGAGCCUCAUCAGAGAGUACCAGCCCUUAAGAAGCACAAGCUGAUCGAUCCUGUGUCAAACCUGGAGGACAGGGUUUGUAAGAAGCAUGACAAGAUGUUUGAGUUCUUCUGUCGCACAGACCAGAUGUGUGUUUGUUUCUUGUGUUUGAAAGACGACCAUGCAAUGCAUGAAACCGUCCCAUUAGAGCACGUUGUCAGAGAGAGGAAAACCUGGAUUGAGACAUUGAUGUCAGAAAUAAAAACGAUGGAAAUCACUAAAUCCGUGAGUGUUAAGAGAAUCCAAUACUCACUUGAACAGAGAAAGAAAGAGUCAGACAAAGAGAUAGCAGACGUUGUUGAGGUUUUCACUGCUCUGGUGGCCUCCCUACAAAGAGGGCAGGCUGAGCUGAUUGAGGUGAUCAAGGAGAAGCAGAAAGCAGCAGUGAAGACAGCUGAAGACCACAUGGCACAGCUGGAACUAGAAGUCACUGAGCUAAAGAGGAGAAGGUCUGAGAUUGAGCAGCUUUUACAAACAGAGGACCACCUCCACCUCCUGCAGAGCUGGCCCUCCCUCUGCUUCCCUGCACACACUGAGUACCUACACAACCCUCUGUCACACUCCACCAAUCCAUUUACACAAGAUGGCUCCGACAUGAGUCGUCAGAGCUGUGUGGGGAUGGUGAAAAAAGCAGUGGCUAAGAUAGAAAAGACACUCAAUAAUGAGAUGGAGACACUCAUUCAAGAGGUCAAGUUUAGUGAUGGCUGUGAGGCUGCUGAACAGACUGAUGUUGCUGGAAAACAGACAACAGACAAGUUUAUUAAAGAAGUGUGGAAUCCACCUCAGGACAAGCUGAUGAUGAUCCAGCUGUACGAUGAAGUGGACGUGACUAUGGAUGCCUACACAGCCAAUGCCAGACUUACGGUGUCUGAGGAUGGGAAACAACUGAGACUUAAUGAAGGCAAUCAAUUGUCGCCAUCUUUAUUUGCAAGAAGAUUUGAACAUCAAUCCUUCGUCCUUGGGAAAGAUGGUUUUUCCUCAGGCAGGUUCUACUAUGAGGUCCAGGUCAGUCAAAGUACCCACUGGGUCUUGGGAGUUGUCAAAGAGUCCAUUAACAAGCAGACCUUUUUGUUUCCCAACCCUGAGGAAGGAGGCUGGACAUUUUCUGGAAUCAGAAGCCUAUUCGAACAGCAUUAUUUUCCCAACACUGGUAACCCCCUAGCAGAUCCCGUGUACCUGAGCCAGAGGCCCCAGACAGUUGGUGUGUUUGUCGAUUAUGAGAAGGGAGAGGUCUCCUUCUAUGACGUGGACACCAGGACUCUGAUCUACUCCUUCACAGGCUGUACCUUCUUUGAGACCGCACCAGCACUGAAGACUCUUCUUUACACUUUGGCUGGCACUUCCUUAAGUAACAGACCGAAGCUCUACCCUAUUUUUGGUUUGUUUGGAGAUCAUGACGAUUCGCUCAUAAUCACUCCAGUAGGCCACACAGAUUGAGGUGCCAAAUACACCAAGGGAAAAUGUGUGUAACUUCAAUGAAAAAGUUCAGUCAUUUUGGAGUUCUCAUUCAUAUAUCAGCGCUGUUUUUUGUACAUAUGUUCUUUGUUUUAACCCUCAGCUUUCAUAAAAAUUUGCAUUAAACAGUGCAGAUAAGAUCAUCUACCUGACAAUAAGAAAAGGUAGAAAGUAGAUAAUUCACAUCCAUGAGGUGUGUAAAUCAGGCUUUAUCCUGCUUGCUGGUUAAAAUACAGAACAGAAGAGAGUUGGCAGUAUUGUAUGCAUCUGGGCACACAAAGCAAUUCAAGUAUUUGACCACAAGGUGAUACCAUUUAACCAAUGUUCAGGCCUGUCUCUGUGAGACGCCAGGGAAGCAACAGAGUGGACAAUGGCAUCAUCAUGGGUACGCAAUUUAAUCCUGUUGUCACUUUCAACAAUGCUUUUACUGUAUAUACAUAGGUUCAACAUUAGAGGCUCACAUGUACUUUUUCUCAGUAUCAAUAAUCUUGUUCAACAGUUAUUUCAUUGAAUUUUGGUAUACCAUUGUCAGCAUAUAACAGGUGCCCAAAAAAUGAUGUAAAUUAUGAGAUAGUACUCUGAAUAUUAUGCUUGGAUUACAUUACGUGAACGCCACUGACUCCAGUGUCCACAAUUCAUUCUUUUUUAAAAUGAGCAAGUUUUUAAAUGCUAAAUCUGGCCUGCUUGGGCCAAAACAUAUCUGAUAAAUGAGUUGUAUUGUGAUUUACUAUGCAGCUGAAAUACUCAAUAAAGUGCAUUUCUAAAAAUUA
Molecule: messenger RNA, 3603 nt
Organism: Thunnus maccoyii (southern bluefin tuna)
Lineage: Eukaryota; Metazoa; Chordata; Actinopteri; Scombriformes; Scombridae
Product: E3 ubiquitin-protein ligase TRIM39-like
Exons: 2
Coding region: 974-2815 (613 amino acids)
Molecular function (GO): protein binding; zinc ion binding
Source: RefSeq, a predicted model, not a curated record